Molecule: messenger RNA, 1503 nt
Organism: Egretta garzetta (little egret)
Lineage: Eukaryota; Metazoa; Chordata; Aves; Pelecaniformes; Ardeidae
Gene: FETUB
Product: fetuin B
Biological process (GO): binding of sperm to zona pellucida; negative regulation of endopeptidase activity
Cellular component (GO): extracellular region
Molecular function (GO): metalloendopeptidase inhibitor activity; cysteine-type endopeptidase inhibitor activity
Source: RefSeq, a predicted model, not a curated record
AUGCAGCAGCAUGUUACAAUUAGCGGUGGAGUUCAUAUGCAACUGUACGUGCCUCCAAACCCAAAGGAAUAUAAAAAGCUAGGCAUUGCCAGGCAGGGGCUGAAACCAGGCGCAGCCAAAAAGUUAAGAUGGGAGGAGAUAAAAGGAGACAAGACUUGCCCUUUGGCAUCAGAAGCAACAUGUAAUGAUGGCAAGUUCACAGAAACGGUUUUACUUCUUUCAGUGCUCUUUGGCACAAAGGCGCUUUGCUCUGCCAGGGAAGCACCGAUGGCAUUGCUUUCCCCCAGCUGUGAUGACACUGCAGGAGAGGAAGCUGCAGAUCUGGCUCUUUGCCAGGUCAAUGCUGACCAAAAAGGCGGCUACAUACUCAGUCUCUACUGAAUUUUCAGUGACCAAGAACAUCUUCCAGAGAUCAUUGGUUCUAUCUAUCUCAUCUUGGAGGUAGUAGACACCAAAUGCCACGUACUCAGCAAAAAGUUGUGGAAGAACUGUAUGUGUGAUGAGUUACUCAGAGAUAGACCCAGGUCCUGGUGCCUGGCAGGGAAAGCACUCUGCGACACUUGGGCCCUUCUUAGCUGCCAGAAGAGUGGCCUCGUGUAUGCCAUCCUGCAGACAGGCACUGCACCUGUUUAUGGUCAAUGCAAAGCAAUUAUCUACAUUAAUCAGGCAAGAAAUAUUGCUCAUCUGAAUACUUAGGAGUGCAUUUUACAACUAGUUCCACCCAGAUAUAUUUGGACAGCAUGCCCCAACUGCACAGUUGAUGACUGUCCAACUGAGCCCAAAUAUUUGGAGGCUGCUGUUCAAAGCCUUGCCAGGUUCAAUGAAGAGAGUGAACAAACUCAUCAUUUCUCUGUCCUCAAUAUCACAAGAGCUUCAAUGCAGGUCAUAGGUCCUGCAUAUUUUGUGUUUUUAAUUCGGGAGACCUCCUGCUCCAAAAAUGACACGAUUACUGACAUCUCCAAGUGCAAGCCACUUUCAUCAGAACUAGCUCAAAUAGGUUUCUGCAAAGGCUCUGUAGUAAACAGUCACUUGGAACAUGAACAGUUUGUCACAAUAUCCUGUGAAAUCUACAGUCUGCAAGAUCCUGCCACUGAAGAGGGGAAGCAGCAACCUAAUCAGACACCUGGAAAACCCAGCCAGAAUCAACAACAAGCUUUCCCUUCAGAAACCAAUCCUUUCUCGCCAACACCUAGAAAAAAAAGAGUGGGCUGUGUUAAAAUUCUACCCCCUUCAGCUGAGGACACCUCUUUCCAAAACCUACCAGAAACUCAAAACGAACAUGAAGAUGGAAAGUUCAUUCCACCUGAGGCUGUAGGAUCUAGGCCCAGCCUUGAUGGAGAAAAGAUUCAAGCAGACAAAACAAAUUUGACCAAACCAGUCACUGGACCAGUUAUUCUCCCUCUUCCUGAAGAACUUUCUCUGUCAGACUCGUGCCCAGGGGAAGCAAAGGAGAUAAAUUCCAUGCUCCAGCCUUUGCUGCCUAAAAAGCCUGCCGAAGACUAG